UGAUCUUUCAGGUCUUCACAUCGUAGUGCCAAGUACCUCCCCACAAGCACUGUCGUGCAGUGCCGGCACAGCAUGCAGAAGUUUGAGGACUUGAAAGCUGAGCUGGAAAAGCAGGAGGAAAGACAUGUGAGAGAGGUGAAAAAGAUUCAAUCGGAGAUUGAGGAGUUGAGAAGGCGCGUCCGAGAAUAUGAAGAGACUGAGCCGCGCAGUAUUGGUUUCAAUGACAGCUCCACUGACUCCUUCGUUCGAACUGUGGAGUGGACCAUCAAGAACUUCAAAAGCGAGGAGAAGCUUUGCCCCAAGGGCACGCCCAUGUGGUCUCCACGCUUCAAGCUGGCAGGGAUCAACGAAGUACGUUUGGAGUUCCUGCCCAACGGACGAGAGAAAUCGUGGAAUGGCUUUUGCUCGCUUUUCCUCUGGUGUCCUCCGGGAACCAAAAUCAGGUAUCAGCUUUGGGUUGGUUCCUUCAUGAAGGCUCCAGAUGAAGACACGUACGACGGAGAAGUGGGACAUGGCCAUUCCAAUUUCUGCCCGUUAGAGCCAGAGAUCGACCUUAAAAACGACAGUGUGACCGUGGGUUGCAAUAUCUUUGAGGUCAUGACCACCUACAACAUCAGCGAGAGGAAUUUGAGCCUCUACGCUUGGCCGCUGCAGCACUGGGUCAAGAAGGAGGCCGAAGUCCUUGAAAAUCGAGGAGUAAAGUCCAUCACUUGGAAGGUGAAAAAGGUGGGUCAGGCAUUAAACCUUUACCAACGAGGUGCUUCCAUAUGUAGUCCAUGCUUCACAGCAGCCGGCAUCAGUGAUAUCCAGAUGGAGUUCUAUCCAAAUGGCUGUGCGGCCACCAAGAAGGAUGGCUUCUGUUCCCUCUAUGUGAGAUGCCCGGAGAAAGUGGUUUUGAUCCUCACAUUGAUCGUGGGAAAGGUCAAGAAGGGGCCCAUCAAAACCACUUUCGACACUGCGUCUGGGAAGGGCCUCCCAGACUUCUGUAACUUACAGGAACAGAUCAAUGAGGAUGACACCGUAGACGUGGGGAUUGAGUUGCAAAGUCGACCCUCCGCGUCGGUGUUGACCUUAGCAAGUUGAUCUGAGGGCACGCGGCCACGCGACAUGGCCCUAUUUUCGACCCACACUGACUUGCGAUUUGACGACCGGUC
Messenger RNA from Cladocopium goreaui, 1154 nucleotides. Lineage: Eukaryota; Dinophyceae; Suessiales; Symbiodiniaceae. The record is from the annotation of a GenBank genome assembly.